Homalodisca vitripennis (glassy-winged sharpshooter) is the source of this 3275-nucleotide messenger RNA. RefSeq names its product muskelin-like. The coding region runs from base 1 to 861 and encodes 286 amino acids. The transcript has 7 exons. NCBI's taxonomy places the organism in Eukaryota, Metazoa, Arthropoda, Insecta, Hemiptera, Cicadellidae. The record is from RefSeq and is a predicted model, not a curated record. Gene Ontology annotation, cellular component: cytoplasm. Gene Ontology annotation, molecular function: protein binding.
AUGUGGCAUGCGGCACUGUUGCAUGUAGCACGGUGUAUUUCAAGUCAGAUUGAAAGGAAACUGUUCAUCUUUGCGGGACAACGCAGCAAGGAGUACUUGAAUGAUUUCUUCACGUACGAUGUAGAUUCGGGAGUGGUGAAGCAGAUCAGUGAUGGCAGUAAGAGGCAGAUAAACUCUCUGCCAGCCGCUGGCUUUACGCAGCGAGCCACCAUCGACCCGACACUCAACGAGAUCUACGUUCUCUCGGGAUUGAGCAAAGACAAAGAAAAACGUGAUGAUAAUGUUCAAAACUCCUUUUGGGUCUACUAUAUAAACCAGGACAGAUGGUCUUGUGUUUACCAAAACGAGAACACCGGAGAACAGUACUGGAACAGAAUGCAACACGUGGAGCCAUGCCCUCGGUUUGCUCAUCAACUUGUAUAUGAUCAUGUAAAUAAAGUGCAUUACCUAUUUGGUGGCAACCCGGGACGAACGUGCUUGCCUAAAUUGAGGCUGGACGAUUUCUGGCGACUGUCGUUGAUCAAGCCUUCCCACUCACAACUCCUUCAGAGGUGCAAAGUUCUCAUCCGGACCUUCAGGUACCAAGAGUUGGCCAUGACCGAGAGUCUGACUGCACUACACUACCUGCAGACUGCCCUGUCAGAGAUCAUAGACCAUGAGGACCAGGAACAGACUAAGGAGUUUCAGCAGCUAGCGUCACUCAUCUUCCAGGACAAGAAGUGCAAUGUGGAUGGAGACUGCAACAGUCAUGAGCACAGGUUUAAACUUUAUGAGCAACUGGCUGUGUUCUUUCCCGAAUCUAUGACGCAGCCGACAGCUAACUUGCUGGACCUCCUAGUAACUGAGCUCGUACCACUGUAACCGAACCUCUUCUUCCCACCGCCUAGUCAACCCACCCAACUCUGAACAUUCAAUGUCUUUCUUUAGGUCACUUAUUUUAGGUAAUCAUUAUGAAACCUAUAUUGGACUAUUGGAUUAUGUGUAAAUAUUGUUUUUGGCAAUUGUUAUUAUUGUAUACAUUUAUUAUUUAAUCAGCUCCAUUAUCGGUUUUUUUCUACUACUUUGGUUAUUCACUGUAAGAUAUUAGUAAGUUGGACGUGACUGGAAGAACAGGCUGUGGACUUGCUCAUUUGACAGACUAGAAUAAUUUAGAUUUAAUUAUACACUGUGGACUUCUUACUUACAAAAGAGUGUAUUGUCGACAGUUUUUUCUACUUUAGAAAAAUGAAAGUACCAUAGAAUAAUUUAUUUUAUUAAGUUUAAGGGACAUUGUUUUGAGUUUUUUAAUUUCUGUAUAUAAACAGCAAUCCUUCUUUUACUCAAAGAAAUAAAUGUAUUGUUAUCUGUAUUUAAUUAAUGUAUUUGAGUGUAUGUGUAACAAAUAUUUUAAAGGUUGAUGAAUUGUUGGUCUUGUUUGAUUACCAAAAACAACCAAAAGACAAACUGUAUAUUUUUACAUAUUUCUUCACAAUAUUGAAAUUUGGGUUUUUGAGUUUUCUAAUGGAUUUAUUAAGGUUUUCUCAUUGUAGAUUUGUUGCCAUGUACAUAACUUUGUAUUAUUAUCUGAUAAGUUUAUUUACCAAUUUGGAAAUCAUAAAUGCGUAUUGGAAUAUUUGUAAUCUGUUCUGCUUCACUGUAUUCCUCUUGUUAUUUAUGGAGAUCUUACUUGAAACAUUUUAAUUAUUUUUUCUACCAGUUUGUUGGAUUCAGUAAUGUAUUGUGCAGCUGCAAUCUCUUUGAAUGAUGUUAUUAAUUAAUAGAUUAAUGUCAUUAAUAUUAUGUUUUAAUGUCUCCUUCACAUACAUUGCAUGUACACAAAUGAAUAUGGUUUGAUUAUCUAAAAUUAAAAGAAAAUAAUUUAUAAUAAAGCCAAUAUAUUCUAAGCAUAAGAAAUCUGUUAAUGUUUAUAUCUUGUUGUGUUUUAAUAAGUUUUGUAUAUGUUUAUGUAAUUUUAAAGUUUUUAUUUAGAAAUUGUUUUUGAUCAAUGGUACUAAACAUACAUGUCAUAAAUUAACCCUUUUAGUGCCAUGUCAUUUUAUCAAUUCCUAUGUGAAAUUUUCUUUUUGCAAAAUGUAGUUUUAAGGAAAUCCAUGGUAUCUUUAUUUUUCAACUUAUUAUCCUCCAAUGUUUGCCAUUUGUAAAGAAUUAACUUUGUUUUAAAAGAGAUAUAAAAAUAACAUUUUUGUUAAACUGAAAUAUUAAUUAAAAUACAAAAAAAGAAACCAAAAUUCUGACUUUCAAUUAAAAUAAUGUAUAGGUACAUUUUUUCAUAAUUAAUUACACAAGUUACAAAAUUUUAUGUCAAUUUAAACAGGUGUAUGAAUACUUUGUUAUAAUAUAAUAGUAAACAUUUAAAAUUCAUUUUUCAAAAACCAUUCUUGAAAUUGUUUUUGAACAAACAUUGAACAAUGGUUUUUGAACAAUUAGUAAAAGCAAAAUAUUUACUUGUAAAAUAGUAACAAAUUAUCUAUUGCAUAAGUCACCAAAACACUAAUUGCAAUUACCAAUACAAUUAGUAAAACGUCUGUAGCUGCAGGUCUAAAUACAACAAACUUCACAACAAAGUAAUUGGAAAACCCCAGCUGCACCAGGGUAAAGGCAUGAAAUAACAAAAAUUCAUUGGGAUGAACAUUUGGCUUUUGAACUAUAUUAGCCAGAAUACUGAAAAAUAAAGAUACAAAAUUUGCUUUAACAAAUUUGUCAUGUCUAUGUCAUUAAUUCCAGCAUUUAAUUAUUAUUACGGACCAUCGUUCAUAAUGAUCCUCAGUAACCAAAGGGUUAAUACUGUUAUAACUUCAAAUUUAUGAUGGAAAUAUGAAUCACUUACUACACUUCUGAUUUUAACUAAUUUUAUAGUGAUUGUAUGUCUUUUAGAGGCACAAAAUAACUUUAUAGAGCAACAACAUAAAAUUGAAAUCAUAGUAACAUUAUUUGGUAAAGAGGGCAUUUACUAGAACAAUAAUUUUAUAGAUCAAUUGAAAUAAUAUUUUACUUUGAUCAUACGAGUUAUUUUUCAAUAUAUGUAGAUAGAUGAAUUUUUAAUUUCCACAUGUGAUAUUAUACUUCCCAUUUUAAGUUAAUUUAGAACCAAAUAAACUAUUUGUAAUGGAAGUGAAUUGGAUUUAAAUGGAAAAAUUUCUAAGUUCAAAUUUGUUUUAUAUUUUGUUUAUUUUAGUAUUAUUGUGUUAUUGGUAAGACUUAGUAGCCAUAUUGGUGGACUGAAUGGUGGUUGAUGAGUGUAAAUAUGUGUGUUUAAUAAAGAGAGGUCUUUUUCA